AAGUUUCCUCAGCCGAGGAGUGUUCAUUAACUCUCAGUGUGCCUGGAAAACUCAAUCAGUCACUAUGGGUGAUGCUCUGAUGGCAGAGUUUGGAAAGGCUGCUCCCUUCCUGAGGAAGUCGGACAAAGAGCGUCUCGAAGCUCAGACGAGAGCCUUUGACAUCAAGACCGAAUGCUUUGUUGUGGAUGAAAAGGUGGAGUUUGUCAAGGGGCAAAUUGUCAGCAAGGAAGCAGCGAAGGUCACUGUUAAGACUGAGGAUGGAAGGACAGUGACCGUCAAAGAGGGAGACGUCCACCCGCAGAACCCACCUAAAUUCGACAAAAUCGAAGACAUGGCUAUGCUGACUUUCCUUCACGAGCCUGCGGUGCUGUUCAACCUCAAAGAGCGUUAUGCAGCUUGGAUGAUCUACACCUACUCGGGGCUGUUCUGUGUAACCGUCAACCCUUACAAGUGGUUACCCGUGUAUGACUCUGAGGUAGUCGCAGCUUACAGAGGUAAGAAGAGAACAGAGGCACCCCCUCACAUCUUUUCUAUCUCAGAUAAUGCCUAUCAAUAUAUGCUAACUGAUCGGGAGAACCAGUCGGUCCUGAUCACUGGAGAAUCCGGUGCUGGGAAGACUGUCAACACUAAGAGAGUCAUCCAAUAUUUUGCCAGUAUUGCUGCCGCUGGUGGAGCUACUGGAAAGAAAGACUCUGGCAAGGGAACCCUGGAGGAUCAAAUAAUUCAGGCGAACCCUGCACUCGAGGCUUUUGGCAAUGCCAAAACUGUGAGAAAUGACAACUCGUCUCGCUUUGGAAAAUUCAUCCGCAUUCAUUUUGGGACAAGUGGUAAACUCGCCUCUGCUGAUAUUGAAACAUACUUGUUAGAGAAGUCUCGUGUGACCUUCCAGCUAAAAUCUGAGAGGAACUAUCACAUCUUCUUCCAGAUAUUGUCCAAUGAAAAGCCAGAACUACUGGACAUGCUGUUGAUCACCAAUAAUCCAUAUGACUACUCGUACAUCUCCCAAGGAGAAGUAACUGUUGCAUCAAUCAAUGACAAUGAGGAGCUGCUAGCUACUGAUAAGGCCUUUGAUGUACUCGGUUUCACUUCUGAAGAAAAGAUGGGAGUCUAUAAGCUGACAGGUGCCAUCAUGCACUACGGCAAUAUGAAAUUCAAACAGAAACAGCGUGAAGAGCAGGCAGAGCCUGACGGUACAGAAAAUGCAGAUAAGGCUGCUUAUCUAAUGGGGCUGAACUCUGCUGACCUGCUCAAAGGCCUCUGCCAUCCAAGGGUCAAGGUAGGCAAUGAGUAUGUUACAAAAGGACAGAGUGUAGACCAAGUGUACUACUCAAUCGGUGCAGUGGCAAAGUCAGUGUACGAGAAAAUGUUCAGCUGGAUGGUAGUAAGAAUCAACCAUUCCCUUGACACCAAACAACAUCGGCAGCAUUUCAUUGGUGUGCUAGACAUUGCUGGCUUUGAGAUCUUUGACUUCAACACAUUUGAGCAACUCUGCAUCAAUUUCACAAAUGAAAAGCUGCAACAGUUUUUCAACCAUCACAUGUUUGUGCUCGAGCAAGAGGAGUAUAAAAAAGAGGGAAUCGACUGGGAGUUUAUUGACUUUGGGAUGGACCUGCAAGCCUGCAUUGAUCUGAUUGAGAAACCUCUAGGGAUCAUGUCCAUCCUCGAGGAAGAGUGCAUGUUUCCAAAGGCAAGUGAUCAGACUUUCAAAUCAAAGUUGUAUGACAACCACCUGGGCAAGUCAAACAUUUUCCAGAAGCCACGGGUUGUGAAGGGAAAGGCAGAGGCACACUUUGCCUUAUGCCACUAUGCAGGCACUGUUGAUUAUAAUAUUACAGGCUGGCUGGUGAAGAACAAAGACCCACUGAAUGAAUCAGUUGUCGGGCUCUAUCAAAAAUCCUCUUUAAAGUUGUUGAGUCAUCUCUUCUCAUGUUAUGCAGCAGCAGAUGCAGCUGAAAAGUCCAGUGGGAAAGGGGCCAAGAAAAAGGGGUCCUCUUUUCAGACAGUGUCUGCCCUGCACAGAGAAAACCUCAACAAAUUAAUGACCAAUCUGAAAACCACACACCCACACUUUGUCCGCUGUCUGAUUCCAAACGAGAGCAAGACCCCUGGAAUCAUGGACAACUGCCUUGUUAUGCACCAGCUUCGCUGUAAUGGUGUACUGGAGGGUAUCAGGAUUUGCAGGAAAGGUUUCCCAAACAGGAUCCUCUACGGAGAUUUCAAACAAAGAUACAGAAUCCUGAAUGCAUCUGCCAUUCCAGAAGGCCAGUUCAUUGAGAACAGGAAGAGCGCCGAGAAGCUCUUAGGGUCACUAGACAUUGACCACACACAAUACAAAUUUGGCCACACAAAAGUCUUUUUCAAAGCCGGCCUGCUCGGUACACUGGAGGAGAUGCGAGACGACCAACUUGCUCGUAUCCUCACUAGGAUCCAAGCUUAUGCACGUGGCUUACUCAUGAGAGCAGAGUAUCAGAAACUUGUGGAGCGCAGAGACGCCCUCAUGGUCAUCCAGUGGAACCUUCGUUCCUUCCUUGGUGUAAAAAACUGGCCAUGGAUGAAACUGUUCUUCAAGAUAAAACCUUUGCUAAAGAGUGCCGAAUCUGAAAAGGAGAUGGCAAACAUGAAGGAUGAAUUCAAUAAAUUAAAAGAGGCUUUGGACAAAUCUGAGGCCAGGAGGAAAGAGUUAGAAGAGAAAAUGGUCUCUCUCCUUCAAGAAAAGAAUGAUUUGCACCUUCAGCUGCAGUCCGAGCAAGACACCUUAACUGAUGCUGAGGAGCGAUGUGAGCAGCUCAUUAAAAGCAAAAUCCAGCAGGAAGCAAAAGUCAAAGAGCUUUCAGAACGCAUAGAGGAUGAGGAAGAGAUAAAUGCAGACCUCACAGCCAAGAAACGUAAGCUGGAGGACGAAUGUUCAGAGCUCAAGAAAGAUAUAGAUGACCUGGAGCUGACACUGGCCAAGGUUGAGAAGGAAAAGCAUGCCACUGAGAACAAAGUGAAAAAUCUCACUGAGGAAAUGGCAUCCCUUGAUGAAAACAUAAUGAAGCUCACCAGAGAGAAAAAGGCUCUACAAGAGGCUCACCAGCAGACACUGGAUGACCUUCAAAGUGAGGAGGACAAAGUAAAUACACUGACAAAAGCUAAAGCUAAGCUUGAGCAACAGGUGGAUGACCUAGAGGGCUCAUUGGAACAAGAAAAGAAAGUUAGGAUGGACUUGGAGCGUAGCAAGAGAAAACUGGAAGGAGAUGUAAAACUGACUCAGGAGAACGUAAUGGAUUUAGAGAAUGACAAACAGCAACUAGAGGAAAAACUCAAAAAGAAAGAAUUUGAAAUUAACCAGCUCAAUGGGAAGAUUGAAGAUGAGCAAAUGGCUUCAGUGCAGUUGCAGAAAAAACUAAAGGAGAAUCAAGCUCGAAUUGAAGAACUGGAGGAGGAGCUAGACGCUGAGCGUGCAGCCCGUGCAAAAGUGGAGAAACAACGAUCUGAUCUUUCUCGAGAACUGGAGGACAUCAGCGAGAGCCUAGAGGAGGCAGGCGGAGCCACAUCUGCUCAGGUGGAGCUCAAUAAAAAAAGAGAGGCUGAAUUUCAGAAGUUACGCAGGGAUCUUGAAGAAUCCACCCUUCAGCACGAGGCCACAACUGCCACUCUUCGGAAGAAGCAUGCAGACAGUAUUGCUGAACUAGGGGAACAGAUUGACAAUUUGCAAAGGGUCAAACAAAAGUUAGAGAAGGAAAAGGUUGAAUUAAAGUUGGAACUGGAUGACCUUUCCUCAAACAUGGAAAGUGUUGUAAGGGCCAAGGUAAAUCUUGAAAAGAUGUGCCGGUCUCUGGAAGAUCAGAUGAAUGAGCACAGGUUGAAAGCGGAAGAAGCCCAGAGAGCUCUUAUUGAUUUGUCUACCCAGAAAGCCAAGCUGCUAACUGAAAAUGGGGAACUUGGACGCCAAAUGGAGGAGAAGGAAUGUCUGAUUUCUCAGCUGACUAGAGGAAAGGUCUCCUACACCCAGCAACUUGAGGACCUGAAAAGGCAACUUGAGGAAGAGGUGAAAGCGAAGAAUGCUCUUGCUCAUGCUGUACAGUCAGCUCGUCAUGAUUGUGACUUACUGAGAGAGCAAUUUGAGGAGGAACAAGAAGCAAAGGCUGAGCUCCAACGAGCCCUGUCCAAGGCUAAUACAGAGGUGGCAACAUGGAGGGCAAAGUAUGAGACUGACGGAAUCCAGCGAACGGAGGAACUGGAGGAAGCCAAGAAGAAACUUGUACAAAAACUGCAAGAAGCUGAGGAGGCGGUGGAAGCAGUGAAUGCAAAGUGCUCAUCUCUUGAGAAGACUAAACAUCGCCUGCAAAAUGAGAUUGAAGAUCUGAUAAUAGACCUUGAACGCUCAAAUGCAGCAUCUUCUGCCCUGGACAAAAAACAGAGAUCAUUUGACAAAGUCCUUGCAGAGUGGAAACAAAAGUAUGAAGAGGCACAAUGUGAGCUUGAGGCAGCACAAAAGGAAGCUCGCAGCUCGAGUACUGAGCUCUUCAAGCUAAAGAAUUCCUAUGAAGAAACUUUAGAUCAUCUUGAGACAAUCAAGAGGGAAAACAAGAAUUUACAGGAGGAAAUCUCAGACCUAACAGAUCAGGUGGGUGAAGGACGGAAGACUGUUCAUGAGUUGGAAAAACUCAGGAAACAGCUGGAACAGGAGAAAGCGGAGUUGCAGUCUGCACUGGAGGAAGCGGAUGCUUCAGUUGAACAUGAAGAGGGUAAGAUCCUACGAGCCCAGCUAGAGUUCAACCAGGUGAAGGCAGACAUUGAACGCAAGAUGGCUGAGAAGGAUGAAGAAAUGGAACAAGCAAAAAGAAACUACCAACGUAUGGUUGAUUCCUUGCAGGCUGCUCUUGAGGCAGAGACAAGAAGCCGUAAUGAGGCCUUGAGAGUAAAAAAAAAGAUGGAUGGAGAUCUUAAUGAAAUGGAAAUUCAGCUAAGCCAGGCCAACAGACAGGCAGCUGAUGCCCAGAAGCAGUUGAAGAUGGUACAGUCAUGUUUAAAAGACACUCAACUCCAGCUGGACGACACACUUCAUAGUAAUGAUGACCUUAAAGAAAACAUAGCCCUUUUCGAGCGCAGAAACAACCUCAUUCAAGCAGAACUAGAGGAACUGAGAGCCAUGUUGGAACAGACAGAGAGAGGUCGCAAACUAGCUGAGCAAGAGCUUAUAGAAGCAACUGAGAGGAUGCAACUCUUGCACUCACAAAACACUAGCCUCAUCAAUCAAAAGAAGAAGCAAGAAUUGGAUCUGCUUCAACUUCAGAAUGAAAUGGAGGAGCUGGUGCAAGAGAACCGCAAUGCAGAAGAGAAAGCAAAGAAAGCCAUCACAGAUGCAGCUAUGAUGGCUGAGGAGCUGAAGAAGGAACAAGACACGAGUGCACACCUUGAAAGGAUGAAAAGGAACAUGGAACAGACCAUUAAGGACCUACAGCACCGUCUGGAUGAGGCAGAGCAAGUAGCAAUGAAAGGUGGGAAAAAGCAGCUCCAGAAAAUGGAAGCUCGGAUCCGUGAUCUUGAGAAUGAACUGGAAGCAGAGCAAAAAAGAGGUUCAGAGUCCAUUAAAGGUGUGCGCAAGUUUGAGCGUCGCAUAAAGGAGCUUACUUAUCAGACAGAGGAGGAUCGCAAGAAUUUGACAAGAGUACAGGACUUGGUGGACAAGCUGCAGUUGAAGGUAAAAUCCUACAAACGUUCUGCCGAAGAGGCAGAGGAACAGGCCAAUGCCCACAUGGCCAAAUUACGAAAAUUACAGCAUGAGCUUGAAGAGGCAGAGGAGCGUGCCGACAUUGCAGAGUCUCAAGUAAACAAGCUGCGUGCUAAAACUAGAGAUGGUGUACCUGGAAAGAAAUCACAGGAUGAGUAAAGCCCUAAGUAGUUGUGCUUCCACACAUUUGUUUGUUUAUUGAUUUAAAGAUUAACACGACUAUAAACACACCUUAUUUUACAAUUGUACGAUGGAAUUCCUAUAAAAUGUUAACAUUUAAUCAAAACACACAAUAUGACAGCACAAGCCAAACCUCAGACAAAACAUGGAUUUAAUUGACAUGAUGCCAUAUUUUCAGAUGCAAAAAAAAAAAAUAAAUAAAAAAAAUAAAAAAAAAUCAUGAUAAAAUAUCAUUUAAGAAUUAAUGUUUUUGCUUAGAAUUUGAAAUGCACUUUCAUGUUGAAAAAUAAAUUAAAUACAUUUAACCAUAAA
Myxocyprinus asiaticus (Chinese sucker) is the source of this 6208-nucleotide messenger RNA. Its product is annotated as myosin-6-like. The record is from RefSeq and is a predicted model, not a curated record. Gene Ontology annotation, cellular component: myosin complex. The transcript has a single exon. The coding region runs from base 65 to 5875 and encodes 1936 amino acids. Gene Ontology annotation, molecular function: ATP binding; actin filament binding; cytoskeletal motor activity. Lineage: Eukaryota; Metazoa; Chordata; Actinopteri; Cypriniformes; Catostomidae.